This is a messenger RNA of Mugil cephalus (flathead mullet), 3283 nucleotides long. RefSeq names its product RAB9B, member RAS oncogene family (gene rab9b). NCBI's taxonomy places the organism in Eukaryota, Metazoa, Chordata, Actinopteri, Mugiliformes, Mugilidae. Gene Ontology annotation, molecular function: GTPase activity; GTP binding. The transcript has 2 exons. Gene Ontology annotation, biological process: retrograde transport, endosome to Golgi; Rab protein signal transduction. Gene Ontology annotation, cellular component: late endosome; phagocytic vesicle; lysosome. The coding region runs from base 155 to 763 and encodes 202 amino acids. The record is from RefSeq and is a predicted model, not a curated record.
UGCACGUCACGAGCCUCAAUCACAGUCAGAUGUCGGUGCGGGUCAGACCAGACCACGUAUUAUUGACUCCCGGGAACCCGUCGACCCUGGCCUGCCACCUGGUGCGGAGGCCUGUAACCCUGCGAGGAGGCCUAGCUGGGUGGGAGGACUCACGAUGAGUGGGAAGAACGUGCUGCUGAAAGUGAUUCUCCUGGGAGACGGCGGAGUGGGCAAGUCCUCCUUGAUGAACCGGUACGUCACAGACCGCUUCGACUCUCAGUCCUUUCAUACCAUCGGCGUGGAGUUCCUAAACCGGGACUUGGAGGUGGACGGGCGCCUGGUCACUCUUCAGAUCUGGGACACGGCAGGUCAAGAGCGCUUCAAGUCGCUGCGCACGCCCUUCUACCGAGGCGCCGACUGCUGUCUGCUCACAUUCGCUGUGAACGAUCUGCAGAGCUUCCAGAACCUCGGCUGCUGGAAAAAGGAGUUCAUGUACUACUCUGAUGUUAAGGACCCUGAACGAUUCCCUUUCGUGGUGCUAGGCAAUAAGGUAGACAUGGAGCAGAGGGAGGUGGGGGAGGAUGAAGCGCGGGCCUGGUGCGAAGAGAACGGCUGCUGUCCUUACUUUGAGACCAGUGCUAAAGAUGACACUAAUGUCACGGCUGCUUUUGAGGCUACUGUCAGGGAGGUCCUGGCCGCUGAGGACCAGAUUGACCAUACACUGCUGAGUAGUACUAUUGAUCUCCAUGGCAACCGCAAAACCUCUCGUUCGUCUUGCUGCUGAUUGGGUAGGUGUGAAUCCAGCAUGGCUUAAUCUCUCUGGCGGAAACUUGUCUGUAGUAGUUUUAAGAGCCAGGGAGAUACAGUUUAUGGUACAGAUACUGUAGGUACAGAGUACUGAGUACAGUAUCCCCUAAAGAUGAUGUGGAUCAGAUACAGCUGCUCUGAGAAGGGUGGCGUCAAGGUGUCAGCUGAUGUCUAUAUUGCCGAAUUAUUGCUCUAAACAAGGUACAGGUACUGUAACGGGUGACUCAUCUUUUGUGCUCUGUCUGCGUUCAGUACUGUUGCACAAAAUGUUUUUUAUCCAGCUUCAGCUUUGUCUUUCCCUGUUCAGGGUUGUACUUAAAUAGUGUAUUUAAAACAUAUACCUAAUCAAGAUUAUUCAAGUUAACGACGAAAGAGAGAUUAAAGCAUCUUCUCUCGCAGAGCACACUGUACCAUUCGCACGGUAACAUUCAGAUACUUUUGUAACUGGUCAACUUUAUGUCCACAAGCUUGUUUUUAAGGAUUUUAGAAGGAAUUAAUUCAACGUUACGUUCUGUUUUUAUCAGAUAUGCUUGCAGUUACUGGAGAGCUAACGUAUUUUCAAGAUGCAGACCAUGUCUGUGAACGACAGCGUUUCCCAGUCUAGGCAAGCACUGAGCUUGAGACCUCCCAACAUCAAUAAGAUGACAUGAUUCGAGGCACAGGGGAAUUUUGAUAAUUGCUGCUUUCUAAAGGAAGAAGACUUUGGUUGUCUUCAAAGGGAAGGGAAUUCUGAGUUUUAUCUUUGCAGCUCUGACUUUGAGUAUUGGGUACGAACUGCCGUGGCACUCUUAUUCCUUGAACUAGACAUUUUAUUACAGCACUACAUUGUAGCUGCAAGGUGUCAGGGAAUCUGCCAUUAUCAGUUUUGGUUCCUGUAAUGUAUGUACGUGUUUACCAGACAAGGUGAGGUCAUUUCAGAAGUAGCAGCGCUUUUGCUACUGUGUCUAAAGUGUUUAUUUCCUUAUUAAGCGCUUUGCCAUUCCUCCAGAGUGUUACUUUUCGCAGACUUUAUAACAUUGACACCUUCAUCUACGUUGGGCUUCAGUGUUGGAUCAGGGACAGAUGGCUGUAUCUUUUCCUGGAGAGUAGUGGAGGUUGUAAGUAUUAAUGAUAUCUUUGUAAUCCUGCCUUGUUGAUUUGUGUUACAGGCCUUAACAUUCCUUUAGCUCUGCCUGUCCUGAGGUUCUCCUGUGCUUUACUGAUAUAUGACAUACACCUUGAGCUCUCAGUCCGGUCAUUAUAAUCUUCUGAAGCUAAAUGUCAAAUGGCACGAGCACAAGGCUCUUCACAUUUCUUCCAGUAUGUGAAUUGUGCGUCACCUCCCUAUCCAUUCAUACAGUAUUGAGUGUUAUAUACAACUUAGUAUUAUGGCAACUUCACAGUGUUAACUUGCUUUGAACCGGAUGGUACUUCAGUUGUUUUAAAACACCGGUUUACUUUCCACAGGUACAUUUUACUUUUUACUGGUGUUCUCCCGAGGGCUUGGUUGUUUGCUGGUCAGUUCUUCCAACAGUGUUUAUCUUUGUCUGACACUCAGUGUCGUCACCAUUUUGAUUUCUGAAGAGUAUUUUAUAUUGCGUCCUCAAAAGUAAUUAUCUUGUUUGCACAGUAGUUUUCAUUCUGACGCCGUGUUGUCAUACUUUGUUUCUGUUAUAUUGCUGUUACCCGUGAGCCUAAUGUGACAUGGUUUGCCUUUUCAAGUCAAACAUGUUUCAACAUGCAUGCAGGCUAAUGGUAAACAUUACAGGAAUGAACCAAAUCCAUUUAGGUACUGUCAUAGCCACAUGCUAUGUGACUCUCCGGUAAUGUAGGCCUAUAAGGUCACUUUAUUAUAUGGUUGCUUUAAAAAGUUUUAUAAGGUGUGUUUGAGUACUGGUCCUCGCAACUUAUAUGGGAAACUUGAUUAACUGUGAACUACGCAAAAAAACAGAAAAAAAUAGACUGGUACGUCAAUUCAAAAAUAAAAGUGAGGGCUGUUAGCUUGGUCAGGAUUAAUGAUUUCUUGAUUGAACUAGAUGCUCUCGUCUUCUUAUAAUACCGGUUCACUUUUUAACCCUGUUCAGAUGAUGUAGCCUACAGCGGUGUUUACCAGACAUCUUACGUUCGUAAGACGGUAGCAAAACCUACAGUAUGUUGCUCUCAUGAUUCCGCCCCUUCUAUCACCGCACCCCUGUCUAAUGUAUUUUUCAAAUGUUGCUGUAAUAUUUAUGAAUGUAGAAACUAAUUUCUGUGGGCUGUCCAUGUUAAUGGCUUAUGUAAAUUGCAAAGGGCAUUCAUUUAAUAAUAAUGUACAAAAUGACACUGAACGUCUGUUUCGCUCUCAGUGCUCAUCCCAUGAGUGUGAUUUAAGCUGCGUGAAAGUUUGACUGUUCAUCUUGAUUAUGUGUUGAGCUAAUGGAUGACUUCCCGUACUCCUCUUUUUUGCACUACCGAGGGCUGUCGUGAAUGAUCUCCAGUGCUUGGCUGCAAAUAAAACAUGCGACGUACCAAAUGGAAA